AUGACUCCGCCACUCCUCGCCCUCGAAGAGCACUUCUACUCAAACGCCAUCUUCAACUCCAUUGGCGAAACCUUCCGGCAAACCCUGCAAGGCGUGCCCGGGCUCGCCCACCAGCUCAGAGACUUCGGAGACGCCCGAAUCGACGCCAUGGAUCAGGGCAACAUCUCAUUCCAAAUCGUUUCGCACGCAUUUACUCCGGGAGGCCCCAGCGUUGCAGCCUGUCAGACAGGCAACGACGAACUGGCGAGCAAAAUCGCGCAAAGCAGCUCCCCGAACCGAUUCGCAGCCUUUGCAGUGCUUCCUGUUUCCGAUCCUGCGGCCUCGGCGGCCGAGCUGGAGCGCAGCGUCUCGGCUCUCGGAUUCGUCGGUGCCCUAAUCGACAACCACGCUGACGGGAAAUACUUUGACGGGCCCGAUUAUGACGUCUUAUGGGCACAGGCCUGUGCUCUUGACGUGCCUAUCUAUUUACAUCCGACUUGGCCCUCGGCGCGCAUGGCCGAGAAUUUCAUGGGCUCGUAUCCUGUCCCUGUGGGUAUUAGUCUGGGGGGCCCGGGCUGGGGCUGGCACGGCGAUGUCGGGCUGCAUGUGCUGAAGCUAUUCGCGGCGGGCGUGUUCGAUCGGUUCCCGAGGUUAAAGAUUAUUAUUGGGCAUAUGGGUGAGACACUGCCGUUUAUGCUGGAGCGGGUGAGUGAUAUGAGUACGCGCUGGGGUGGAUGGGGAGCCAGAGAGAGGCCGCUGCGCCAGGUCUGGGAUGAGAACAUCUGGAUUACCACUUCUGGAAGCUGGAGCCUGGCUCCACUCAAGUGCGUAUUGCAUAAUACGAAAGUGGAGCGCAUUAUGUAUAGCGUGGACUAUCCGUUUGAGUCUAAUGAGAGAGGGCUGCAGUGGUUUAGGGAGCUGGAGGACAGUGGGCUGUUGACGGAGGAGCAGCUGGAGAUGGUGGCAUAUCGCAAUGCUGAGAAGCUGCUGCAAGUUAAGGUGUAG
This is a messenger RNA of Aspergillus versicolor CBS 583.65, 984 nucleotides long. RefSeq names its product amidohydrolase family protein. Lineage: Eukaryota; Fungi; Ascomycota; Eurotiomycetes; Eurotiales; Aspergillaceae. The transcript is spliced from 2 exons. The record is from RefSeq and is a predicted model, not a curated record. Gene Ontology annotation, biological process: secondary metabolic process. Gene Ontology annotation, molecular function: carboxy-lyase activity; hydrolase activity. The coding region runs from base 1 to 984 and encodes 327 amino acids. Gene Ontology annotation, cellular component: cytoplasm; cytosol.